AGCGGCUUGGGAACUGGACCAGCAGGCUGACUUGGGGAGGUGGCAGCCUCCAGCCCAGGGCAGACAUCACCAUGGCCCUCCUGAUACACCUGCUGGUCUGCACCUUCGGAAUGGGUUCCUGGGUGGCCAUCAAUGGCCUCUGGGUAGAGCUGCCUCUGCUGGUGGCGGAGCUGCCCGAGGGCUGGUUUCUGCCUUCCUACCUUACAGUGGUCAUCCAGCUGGCCAAUGUCGGCCCCCUCCUCGUCACUCUGCUCCAUCACUUCCGGCCUGGCUACCUUUCCGAGGUGCCCAUUGUUUUCACUGUGCUGGGUGUGGGCACCAUUGCCUGCACCCUCUUCGCCUUCCUCUGGAACGUCACCUCCUGGGUGCUGGGGAGCCAGCACAGCAUCACUUUCAUGGUCCUCACCUUUUUCCUGGCACUGGUGGACUGUACCUCCUCUGUCACCUUCCUGCCUUUCAUGAGCCGGCUGCCCACCCACUACCUUACCACCUUCUUCAUCGGUGAAGGACUCAGUGGCCUCCUGCCUGCCCUGGUGGCUCUUGCCCAGGGCUCAGGUCUCACCACCUGUGUCAAUGUCACUACAUCAGACACCACCACAAGCCCUGAGACCACCAGGAAGACCGACAUUCCACAGGGUGUUAACACCACUUUUCUGUCUGACUUCACUGGGCCAGCGUCUCCCAUGGUCCACCUGGAAAGCCGCUACCUGCCCGCCAACUUCUCGCCCUUGGUCUUCUUCCUCCUGCUUUCUUCCAUGAUGGCCUGCUGCUUCGUGGCUUUUUUCCUCCUCCAGCGUCAAGCCAGGCACUGGGAAGCCUCCAUAGAAGACCUUCUCACCUCCCAGGUCACCCUCCACUCCAUCCGGCCACGGGAAGAGGACCUGGCCCCAGGCCCAGUGGACAGCAACAAGGGCCAGGGGGAUCUAGAGAAGACAGCGCCCCACCACUCAGCCCGCCUGGCCUUCAUCUACACCCUGGUGGCCUUUGUCAACGCGCUCACCAAUGGCGUGCUGCCCUCUGUGCAGACCUACUCCUGCUUGUCCUAUGGGCCUGUUGUCUACCACCUGUCCGCCACCCUCAGCUCCAUGGCCAGCCCUCUCACCUGCCUCCUCUCCAUGUUCCUGCCUAACAGGUCUCUGACAUUCCUGGGGGUCCUCACAAUGCUUGGGACCAGUUUUGGGGCCUACAACAUGGCCAUGGCUGUGAUGAGCCCCUGCCCCCUCCUGCAGGGCCACUGGGGUGGAGAAGUCCUCAUCGUGGUCUCGUGGGUGUUGUUCACUGGCAGUCUGAGUUACGUUAAAGUGAUGCUGGGCGUGAUCCUCCGCGACCAUAGCCGCAGCGCCCUCGUGUGGUGCGGGGCGGCGGUGCAGCUGGGCUCGUUGCUGGGAGCGGGGCUCAUGUUCCCGCUGGUCAACGUCCUGAGGCUCUUUUCAUCCGCUGACUUCUGCAGCCUGCAAUGCUCCACCUAGGCCACCUGGAGGGGCAAGAUCCGCUACAGGCCCUGACCCGCCCCCACUAACGCCUAAAGCUGAGGCCCAGAGAGGCCAGGAACGCACCCGAGGUCAGAGGGCAAGUGGCGAGGAACCGGGUGGCAGAGCAUGAGUACUUGAACCAUCAACACAAACCUUGCUUCGGGAACGGUGGGGAACACCACAGGCAUCCCACAGGCCAUGGAAAAGCAAAGCGCGGUCCUACCCCAGCUCUGUCACCAGGCCUGCGAUUCCACCAUUUCAGAACUCCUCUGGUUUCUUGAGAGAGAAUUGAUUUGCAACAUCCAGCUGAAGGCAGGCUAUAAGGUGUUAGAUGGGAAACAGCGAGGAAAGUGACCUGGCCCUUAUAAGCUGUGUGACCUUGGGGAAGUCACUUGAUAUCUCUGUGCCUCUGUUUCCUCAUCCAUACAAUGGGGAUUGUAAUAAAUAACACCUACCUCAUGGUCUUGGCACAGGGAUAAAAGGGAGGCAUACCCAACAUGGAGCAAACCCUCCUGGGCCACUUCCUGAGCUGAUGCCCCCACAGAAACAGCAAGAGUGACACCACCACCUAGACGUGGCCAGAGGACUGGAGAGAUGACCCCUGCUCUGUAUCAUUUUUUCCUUUACUAUCCUCACAGAGGAAGUUCUAGAGGGCAGAUGGCUAAUGGUGGAAUUUCAGGCAUGUUCCCCAGUUCCCAGUGUGGAUGGACUUUGCACCCCACACACUCUUUCCUGUCACUCCUCCUGACCUGUGAAGCCCUGCUCCUUGGAGAGCAAGUAACCUCCUGGGAGAGGAGGGAGAUGACAUGGGGAGGAGCUACACCAAGCCUCUGAGAGUGAGUGUCCCCCCCUCACCAAGGCCAAGCACUGGACCUCGAGGACCCUGGGAAGCAGUUCUCUCUACUGGAGGGAGGAGUGCAUUAGCUACCUGAUUGUUAUUUUGCUUUACUUUUUUUAAAUAAUUAAAAAAUCCCUGCUUUUACACUAAGAUCUGCCCUCCAAGAAAAAGUCCAGCCUGAAACCAAAAAUGUAUCAAUAUAAUCAAUUUUUGGUUGUUUGGGGUCAAGGAUAAGCUCAGAAAUGAAUAGAAUCAAGUGCUUAGAGAA
Molecule: messenger RNA, 2578 nt
Organism: Manis javanica (Malayan pangolin)
Lineage: Eukaryota; Metazoa; Chordata; Mammalia; Pholidota; Manidae
Gene: SLC52A3
Product: solute carrier family 52 member 3
Biological process (GO): riboflavin transport
Cellular component (GO): plasma membrane
Molecular function (GO): riboflavin transmembrane transporter activity
Source: RefSeq, a predicted model, not a curated record